ACAGACUCCUAUCACGUUCAGAAUGCUUCAAUCGAUUUGUGAAACGACGGAUAUUGUUCUAUAAUGCAAAUAUGAGGCGACAUUUCUUCAUAUAUCUGAAGGUAUGUAUUCCGUGAGUCCAUCACUGGAGCAGAGACAAUUCCUCAAACCGUGGCGAUUUGCGAUGCAAGGAAUGGUGACCCCCACGCCCUCCACAGCCGGAACGCCAAGCGCCGGUGGCAACACAGGUAUGGCUGGCCUGCUGGAUCGCUUGGCCGACGACCUCACGUUCGAUAUGGAUCGCAAAGCCGAGACUGAGCAAGCUUUGCUGGAGGACUUGCUGAACACACUGCGCAAGGAGGCACGAAAGAUCGAAGAGGAUGCUUGGAAGUACGCUGCUCCGCGCUCUCAGCCUAAACUUAUGUCAUAAAUUUUGCACAUGAUGUGAGAUUGCUUUUAGCACGUAUCGUCUUCGCACCAGUGAGCACCAACCUGCAAUACAUUGAAUUGCGUUGUGGUUUAUGCCUUCGAAUUCUAUAUCGCGUACCCUAGAAAUCGCAGGUUUUAGCAAACGGUUACGAUUUAAAGAAUUCAGUGACAACAUUGUCCUUAGACUUGACCCUGGCUAAGUACUUGUUUCGUUUCUAAAACGCUUGAAGACUAACGUACAAUGUGAAAUUCCUCUCUGCGUCCUUGAUUAGUUGCUUUUUUCGUUCCAUCACCCCUUCGGUACAAUUCAUCUGAUAUGUUAACAGGCUUUAAUUGGAGUUUUGAGGUUGAUUCUGUCACAAGGUUUAUGCAUAGUGCACCCACAUUAAAGAAGUUUUGGCAUGGUUCGUCCGGUAAGAAGGCUCUUUUUAGGAUGAAGGAUGCUCUACCUCUUUCUUACAGUGGCCGCAUUUUAGGGUAAACCAUUCUGAAAUCUGCUAGUAUAGGUACUGUAUUAGUGAUAGUGGAGCUACUUGGCGGGUACGAUGUAAACCUUUUGGAUUGCGGUGCGCUUGUAAUUUUUUAGUGGAUUAUUUGAUCAGAACAAACAUGCCCUUGCUCUACAGUAGAUUUUUCUGUUAGUAAGCUGCUCUUGUUUGAAACUCAUCAAUCCAUGAUUGGGUUAUAGGUGUUCAGAGUUCUGUACGAUUCGAUAUCCAUCGCAAUUGUGUUUUGGAUAUCAGAUCAUCAUGAAUAUCUCGUGUGAGCCAUGGUUUCAAUUGAAUUAAUACAAUGGCAUGAUGUUUUAA
Molecule: messenger RNA, 1217 nt
Organism: Physcomitrium patens
Lineage: Eukaryota; Viridiplantae; Streptophyta; Bryopsida; Funariales; Funariaceae
Source: RefSeq, a predicted model, not a curated record